Chlamydomonas reinhardtii is the source of this 3994-nucleotide messenger RNA. RefSeq lists its product as uncharacterized. NCBI's taxonomy places the organism in Eukaryota, Viridiplantae, Chlorophyta, Chlorophyceae, Chlamydomonadales, Chlamydomonadaceae. The coding region runs from base 273 to 2624 and encodes 783 amino acids. Gene Ontology annotation, biological process: protein modification process. The record is from RefSeq and is a predicted model, not a curated record. The transcript is spliced from 8 exons.
CCAAAAUAUGGAUUGCUAGUUGCUGUGGCUCUGCCCCUGCGAGCUCCUACUCAUACAACAGCCCCGUAUGCAGUAAGCUAUUUCGACCUGCAAACGACUCGCGUUACGAAUAGCAACUGCUGCUUAAUGAUAACGGCCAACACAAAUAUGAUUGAAAAUGUUUUAUUCCAAAAAAGGAUGCAAAACUUGCAGUGACGCUCGAAUUGCGUUGACCUCAGCGGCCCUGCUCGCCAAACGCAAGGCCCAGCCAACAACGGCACCACAAUUUUUCGAUGCAGAAGCGGAACACAAACAACGGCAGGACCGUCUCUCCAGGGCGGGGCGCAGCCGGGCCUGCGGCUGGCACCUCUGGCCGUGCACGCAAGCCAAGCGACAGCAGCGGCGGUAGCAGCAGUAGCAGCAGCAGCGGGGGCAAGUACCGCUACUGCGUGCUUUCGGGCAACGAGAGUGUGCUUUUGAAGGAGGCUCUGCAGCGGCGCCCAUGGUGGGAGCCGGCCCCGGAGAACAGCGACCGCUGGAACCUGUGGGCCGGCCUCAAUGGCCAGAGGUUUGACCAGUACGACCUGCUGUCGCCCCUUCCGGCAGCUUCCACCAGAGCCCCACUCCCAAUCACAGCAUCCACACUCACAGCAUCCAAAGCAUCCACGGCACCAACAGCAAUCGCAGCAACCGCAGCACCUGCAGCUAGGUCGGCAUCCGGCGCAGCUGCCUCCUCCUCGGGCCGCGGUGCGGGCGGCGGUGCCGCCGCCGCCGCCGCCGCCGACCCCCGCCAGCGGCGUUGUGUGAACCGGCUGCCGGAGCACCGCGUGCUGUGCACCAAGUCGGGCCUGGCCGGCGUGCUGGCGACACUGGUGCAGGCGCAGGGGCAGGGGCAGGGGCAGGGCCAGGGGCUGGGGUCCGCAGCAGGGCGGUCCGUGUCUGCGGGUGCCGCAUCUGCUGAGGGAGGCGGCGGAGGCAGCGGCACAGCGGGGUCGGGCUCGUUGAGCUGGAUUCCCGAGACAUACGUGGUGGCCGCAGGGCCCAAGGCGCCCGCAGCCUCGCCCGCCCUGUCCCGUUUCAAGUCGGCGUUUGCCAAGCACGCGGCGGCGGGGCGGCGGGUGUGGAUCGCCAAGCCCACCAGCCUCAACCGGGGCAACGGCAUCGAGGUGUUCGACAGCCUGGAUCGAAUAUUGGAUCAUAUCAAGACCCGGCCUGCGGGCUCCAACCUCAUACUGCAAAAAUACAUCGAAAACCCCCUGCUGCUGGGCGGUCGCAAGUUCGACAUCCGUGCCUAUGUGCUGGUGGGGCCGCCGCAGCUGGCGGCGGCGGCGCCGGCUGACGCCGGAGGCGGCGGCGAUGGCGGCAGGGCCUCCGGAGCAGCCGCAGCGGCCCCGUACGCCGAGGCAGCUCCAGUGUGGUUCCACCGGGAGGCCUACGUGCGCACCAGUAGCACACCCUACGAUCCAGCCAACCUCGGCAACAGGUCGGCGCAUCUCACGAAUGACGCAGUGCAGAAAACCCUGGACACCUACCACGCGUUUGAGGACCACUGCAAGCUGUCCCUUGCGCAGCUGGGGCCCGAGCUGAUCCGGCAGGCGGGCCAGGGGCCACCGGCCGCGGCAGCGGCGCCAGCCGCCCCCGCCGCCUCGACUUCAUCCGCGGCAGCGGCCCCUGCCCCUGCCCCCGCCGCCUCGACUCCAUCCGCCGCACCGGCCCCUGCCCCUGCCCCCGCCGCUUCGACUCCAUCCGCCGCGCCGGCCCGUGCCCCUGCCCCUGCCCCGGUGCAGCCUGUGCCUGUGCCUUCCGUGCCUGUGCCUGUUCUGGACACGGCGCCGGGCAGUGAGGCGGGGCUGUGGGGCCGCAUGCGGCACUGCGUGGCGGCGCUGCUGGGCGCCAGCGCGCACCUGCUCAACCCGCUGCGGCUGGGCGGGUGCUGGGAGCUGCUGGGGCUGGACUUCAUGUUGGACGACGCGGGCGGCCUGUACCUGAUUGAGGUGAACACCAGUCCUGCGCUGUUUCGCGCCGGCGCCUACCUGUCAGACCUGCUGCCGCGCCUGGUGGAGGAGGUGGUGCAGCGGGCAGUGGACCCGCUAUUCCCGCCGCUGCCGCCGCCGCCUGCUGCAGCUGGUGCUGCGGAGGCUGCUGCGGAGACUGCUGCAAAGGCUGCUGAGGCUGCUGCUGUGGCGGGGCCGGCAGCGGGAGCGGGAGAGGUGGCAGCGGGGGAGCGAGAUGCGGCAGCGGGAGGCAGCAGUGGAGGGAUAGGUGAUGGAGGCAGGGGAGGUAGAGGCAGUAGCACCAUAACGCCACUGGAUGGCUUCGUGCGGGUGGAGCUACUGCCGCCGCCGGCGCCAGGCACGGCGAGAGCGGCAGGUGCUAAUAAGGGAAAUGGGGCGGUCAAGUCGGGAGCGACGACCGCGGCGGCGAAAGGGGCGGGUGGCGACGCAGUUGGAGGGACAGCAGCAGCUGGCAGGCAACUGGCGCAAAGCAGUUCUGGGGCUGCGCGGGGCAGCGCAGCAGGCGGAGGCAGUAGCAAUGGCAGAGCAGCGCAGAACGGCAGCAGCAAAGCAGUGCCGGGGCGGAUGUCACCCGGGCGAGUGUAUGCUGCGGGCACUGCGGGCGCCGGUGCCAGUGCCAAAAGAAAGUGAUGCCGGGUGUUGCUGCGAAAUACUUGCCGUGCAGGGCAUUGCACCGUACCGGUACGGUGAUGCGUCUGCACCGUAUGGUACUACCGUAUGAUGCGUGGUUCGGCGAGAAAGGACCCACUGGGAAAGCCAAUUCCCCGUCACAGUGCCCAUACCUGUACUGCUGCGAUGGUUCCCUCACCCCAGAGUACUGCAAUGGUGGGCAGGUUGGGUGACUCAUAUGUAGCAUGCCUGCUGGGUGGCCAGCGCUGUGAGCGUUAAUUAGCUGUUCUUAUGCGUGCGUGCGGGAUCAGCGGAUGCAUGAGCAUGCACAGGACGCGGAAUGGGGAGACUUUGCAUCUACGCGACUAUCUUGCCUGCUUGGCCUACUUACCAUUACUCAUGAUGCAUUCAGAUGCAUAGAUAGCACGUGUGUACGUGUCCUCGAUGCAAGCGUGCUUUGCGCGGGCGGGUGGGCGGAUGCUGAUGCACAAGAGCACAGCUAUCAGCCAUGAGGAAUAAGAGUGCUGUACGGUAGAGCGCUAGACUACCGUAGUGAUAAAAAGGUUUCGGGACUAAUAUUUUCGGGACAGGGUCGGAUAAUAUAUUUCAAACUAUUCGGGAAAUUAAAUAUUCGGGACGGCCAGCGGCGGUAAUUGCAAAUCUGAUUCAAAGUUUCGGGACUCCGUCCGGACCGCGUCUGGGCUGUCUGGCCUCAGCCAUGCGCGGCCCCACUGCAUGCACGCCCCCACUAUAAGAUUUCGCAAUCCUCAAGUGAGAGACAGCAAACCACAGCCGUUCUACAGCCACACAGCAGACACCAUGCCCGCAUGUGAAUAUGCUGCGCUAAACGGCGCGUACAUGGACUUAGAAUGCUGGCGUGCCAAACCCUGUGCCGCGCGCUGAGACCCUCAUCCCCUGUAAGCGCGCGCAGCGCGCGCUCCGAAAAUAUGAUGUGAUGUGGGGUGAUAUUAUAUUUCGGGACAAGAGCAAUUAAAUAAUUAGUUAAAUAGGUUCGGGACGUUCUCCCGAACUUUGAAACCCGAAACCUUUUUAUCACUACGGUAUCUACUAGGACUCUGGCAGUAAGCUAAACUGAGGACGAUGGGACACCCCGUUGUGUUGCCGAUGCGUCUAGGUAGGCAUGGUCGAAGGACACUGGCUGGGCAACCGUUACGGGUUUGUGUUGGAAACCCGGUGCUGGAAACCCAAUGUUGGAAAUCCAGUGUUGGAAACCCAUUACCGCUUUGUGCGUGUCGUCCAGGAAACCGUGCGUGUGUUGACCACCUUUGUCGAUUGAAGGGGCUUUUGGUAAACCCGCACGACAGACACGUCCGAAGGCCUUCUGUACGCUACAGAUGCGAGCGGUUAUUGCUGUGUAAUUCAUCGUGCGC